AUGGAGACAGAAGUAAGCUUCUCAUCAAUUGCUCCACCAGUGUUCAAUGGUGACAAUUACCAGUUUUGGGCAGUACGGAUGGAGACAUACUUAGAGGCUCUGGAUUUGUGGGAGGCAGUGGAAGAAGAUUAUGAAAUCCCUGCACUUCCAAACAAUCCCACCAUGGCGCAGGUCAAAUCUCAGAAGGAGAAGAAGACAAAAAAAUCAAAGGCAAAGGCGUGCUUGUUUGCUGCAGUAGCAUCCACCAUUUUCACUCGAAUCAUGUCUCUGAAAACAGCAAAGGAGAUAUGGGAGUUUCUCAAGACUGAGUAUGAAGGGGAUGAAAGAAUUCAAGGAAAGUUUGCAAUUGAGAAAGAAACAAUGAGGCUCUUAAGGUUCUCCCCCUUAGUUCUCUCUGUCCUCCUCAUUUAUCUCGUUGAGACUUGUGCUGCCAAAAAGUCUUACAUAGUUUACAUGGGAGAGUCUUCGUUUUCCCCAUUAUCAUCAACUGGAGAGAGUUCUUUUUCAGAAUUAGAUGUGCAGAAAAUGACAAAAUCACACUUUGAUCUUCUUGGAUCAUGCCUGGAGAGCAAAGAGAAUGUCCAGGAUGUGAUGAUUUACUCUUACACUAGAUGUCUCAACGGUUUCGCUGCAUACCUCAAUGAAGCUCAAGUAGCUGCCAUGAAAGGUAAUCCGGGAGUGAUAUCGGUUUUCGAGAACCAAGAAAGAAUAUUGCACACAACACAUUCAUGGGAAUUUAUUGGAUUUGAAGCAAAUGGAGCACCUACCCUCAACUCGCUUCAGAAGAAGGCAAACUUUGGUGAAGGCGUAAUCAUUGCAAAUCUUGAUACCGGUGUAUGGCCAGAAUCCAAGAGCUUUAAUGAUGAGGGAAUGGGCCCUGUGCCAUCAAGAUGGAAGGGAACUUGUCAGGCUGGAGGUGGAUUUAAGUGCAACAAAAAGCUUAUUGGUGCAAGGUACUUCAACAAAGGUUUUGCUUCUGCGAGUCCUACUCCAAUCCCUACAGAGUGGAAUACUGCCCGUGACACCGAGGGCCACGGUUCCCACACCUUAUCUACAGCUGGUGGUAGCUUUGUUCCUGGAGCGGGUAUUUUUGGUAAUGGGAAUGGAACUGCUAAAGGUGGAUCGCCAAAAGCUCACGUGGCUGCUUACAAAGUAUGCUGGCCUUCAGAUAACGGUGGAUGCUUUGAUGCAGAUAUCUUGGCAGCUUUUGAUGCUGCCAUAGGUGAUGGAGUUGAUGUGAUCUCAAUGUCGUUGGGUCCAAGUUUUCCUGUAGAGUUUUUGCAAGAUGCAAUGGCCAUUGGCUCCUUCCAUGCCAUCAAGAAAGGCAUUCCCGUCGUUGCUUCAGCCGGCAAUAGCGGACCAGAUGCUGGGUCCGUAGCUAAUGGGGCUCCCUGGUUGUUUACGAUUGGUGCUAGUACACUGGAUCGUGAUUUUUCAGCCACUGUUACUCUUGGCAACAAGAAGUUUGUCAAGGGAUCGAGUGUUGCAAGUAAAAGCUUACCAGCUGGGAAAUUCUAUCCAUUGAUCAAUGCCGCAGAAGCAGGGCUUCCUACAGCAUCAUCUGCAGAUGCUCAGCUAUGCCAAAAUGGAACACUUGAUCCCAAGAAGGUUGCAGGGAAGAUUAUAGUAUGCCUUCGAGGAAUAAACAGUAGAGUAGUAAAAGGACAUGAGGCUGAGCUUGCAGGUGCCGUUGGGAUGAUAUUGGCAAACAAUGAAGAAAGUGGAAGUGAACUUUUGUCCGAUCCUCAUGUGCUCCCCGCUGCCCACCUCACGUUCACUGAUGGUCAAGCUGUAAUGGACUACAUCAAGUCGACCAAAAAUCCUACAGCAUCAAUUAGUCCAGUACAUACAGAUUUAGGAGUCGUGCCGAAUCCUGUGAUGGCUGCAUUCUCAUCAAGGGGACCUAGUGUAAUUGAGCCAGCAAUACUUAAGCCUGAUGUCACUGCACCUGGGGUUGAUGUAAUCGCUGCUUUCACGGAAGCUAUAGGGCCAUCUGAACUACCUUUUGACAAGCGUCGGACACCUUACAUCACCAUGUCCGGCACUUCAAUGUCAUGUCCUCAUGUUUCCGGCAUUGUUGGCCUCCUUAGAGCUAUCCAUCCAGAUUGGAGUCCCGCUGCUAUUAAAUCUGCAAUCAUGACAACAGCAAAAACAAAAUCUAACUCCAAGAAGAGAAUACUCGAUGCUGAUGGCCAACCUGCGACACCAUUUGCAUAUGGUGCAGGACAUGUGAAUCCAAAUCUUGCAGCAGAUCCUGGCCUAGUUUAUGACACGAACGUGAUUGAUUACCUCAACUUCUUAUGUGCCCAUGGCUAUAACAGUACCUUCAUACUAGAAUUCUCAGGUGUGCCUUAUAAAUGUCCUGAGAAAGCUAGCUUGGCUGAAUUCAACUAUCCUUCAAUCACAGUACCUGAUCUUAAUGGCCCAGUAACUGUUACUCGCCGAGUAAAGAACGUAGGGGCUCCGGGCACAUACACAGUCAAAGCCAAGGCACCACCUCAGGUUUCAGUGGUUGUUGAACCUUCAAGCUUGGAAUUCAAGAAAGCCGGUGAAGAGAAGAUUUUCAAGGUUACUUUUAAGCCUGUAGUGAAUGGAACGCCGAAAGACUACACCUUUGGGCACCUUACGUGGUCAGAUAGCAACGGCCAUCGUGUCAGGAGUCCUCUUGUGGUGAAGCAUGCGUAGAUGUUCAUUGUAGAUGACAAUUUCAGUACACACAACUGUACUUUCAUCUAUAAU
Messenger RNA from Populus euphratica (Euphrates poplar), 2739 nucleotides. Its product is annotated as subtilisin-like protease SBT5.4. Gene Ontology annotation, molecular function: serine-type endopeptidase activity. The transcript is spliced from 12 exons. The record is from RefSeq and is a predicted model, not a curated record. Lineage: Eukaryota; Viridiplantae; Streptophyta; Magnoliopsida; Malpighiales; Salicaceae. Bases 1 to 2685 code for a protein of 894 amino acids. Gene Ontology annotation, biological process: proteolysis.